UAUAAAAUUUUUUUCGAUUAUAUGGGAUAAAAUUUAGAUCAAUAAUACAGAGAAUGGUUAAAAAAAAUAAUUUAUGAAAACAGUUUUGCCAUUUCUUAAGAAGCGUACAUUAACCUGUUUUACAUUUUCUUUUUGGAAAUCAUGCCUUUAUUGAUAAAACCAGACCUUUACAUAGAAAAAAGAUGAACAAAAAGGGAGAAAUUAGGCAAAAGGGCGCGUGAUUUUCUUUGGAAAGCGAGAUAUAUACAUACACGUCCUUGAGCAAAUCCAUGUUUCUCUGGUUACCAUGAAGCAUGCAUGCGGUACUCUCUCACAAAAAGACUUCGUCGGGGUCGACAAUGCUCUACGUCCAUUUAGCUAAGAGUGUUUAGAAUAAAGUACAAGUUGAUGAAUUUAUCAAAUAGGGAUAGUUUUACUUUUACCUUCUCCAUUAAAAAGGCGACAAUGGUGGUGUUAAUUCUCAACAGAUAUUUCUUUAAUUGGGAGUUUGAUUGGGAUAUGUGUUGUGUAGUGUUGACUGUGGACAUGGUUACAAAAACAGGAACCUACUUUAGCAGGCGAUGACAAAAGCCAUCCUAAAAAGGAUGAAUAUUGGUAGAGGAUUUCCACGUACUUGUUUUGGGACUCUUGCUUUUGUGCUUUGUGUUUGCUCUAUAAUACAAGUAUAUAUCCUUUUCAUGCUGAAGAAAAAAAAUUAUCCCAUCCAAAGUUUUCUAGGAAAGAAAUAUGGAGCUUCUACUCAUCUUCCCUGCUCUUUGUAUUUGCCUCUCUAUGCUUUUAUCAUCUUGUGAUGGUAACCAUAUUCAAGAACAAGCCAUGGCCAGUAAAGUUGAUGAAGUCCAGUUCUCUCUUCCUGCUGCUACUCUUCCAAGGAAGCUUGGAGUACUACUACUUCUUGAUGAGAACGCAGCGCCUGUAAAUGGUCGUGGAUGUCAAGGUUCCACUUCGAGAAAUAACCUGAAGAGAGGAGAUAUAUCAGGAAAAGCAUACAAGGAGGAAGCAAAAGUGAGGAAAGGGAGGAGAGGGACAAGGCAAGAAUGGGUGGAGGGGACCGACUCGUUGCAGUAUUUUACGAUGGACUAUUCCCACGUUAGAAGAAGACGUCCCAUACAUAACAAAGCCUUGCCGGUUGGUCCAUGAAACUUGGAUUAAUUUGGACACAAUUUUGCCUUAAACUACGUUCAUGUUGUUGUAAUUAGGGAAAUGCAUGGGGGAGUGUUGUUUGUGAUUAUAUGUACGUUAUGGCCAACAUUAUGGAGCAAAACCCCCUAAGGUUUUGUAUCAGUUACGUGUAAGCUUAUUAUAAAUCUUAACCUUUCUCUGUUUUA
Molecule: messenger RNA, 1328 nt
Organism: Manihot esculenta (cassava)
Lineage: Eukaryota; Viridiplantae; Streptophyta; Magnoliopsida; Malpighiales; Euphorbiaceae
Exons: 4
Coding region: 727-1140 (137 amino acids)
Source: RefSeq, a predicted model, not a curated record